Molecule: messenger RNA, 1392 nt
Organism: Cygnus atratus (black swan)
Lineage: Eukaryota; Metazoa; Chordata; Aves; Anseriformes; Anatidae
Gene: DES
Product: desmin
Exons: 9
Coding region: 1-1392 (463 amino acids)
Biological process (GO): skeletal muscle organ development
Cellular component (GO): intermediate filament; sarcolemma; Z disc
Source: RefSeq, a predicted model, not a curated record
AUGAGCCAGUCCUACUCCUCCAGCCAGCGGGUCUCUUCCUACCGCCGCACCUUCGGCGGCACCUCCCCGGUCUUCCCCCGCGCCUCCUUCGGGAGCAAGGGCAGCGGCAGCUCCGUCACCUCCCGCGUCUACCAGGUGUCGCGCACCUCGGCCGUGCCCAGCUUCUCCACCUUCCGCACCACCCGCGUGACGCCCCUGCGCUCCUACCAGAGCGCCUACCAGGGUGCCGGCGAGCUGCUGGACUUCAGCCUGGCCGAUGCCAUGAACCAGGAGUUCCUCCAGACCCGCACCAACGAGAAGGUGGAGCUGCAGGAGCUCAAUGACCGCUUCGCCAACUACAUCGAGAAGGUGCGCUUCCUGGAGCAGCAGAACGCCCUGAUGGUGGCCGAGGUGAACCGCCUGCGGGGCAAGGAGCCCACCCGCGUGGCCGAGAUGUACGAGGAGGAGCUGCGGGAGCUCCGCCGCCAGGUGGACGCGCUGACCGGCCAGCGGGCACGUGUGGAGGUGGAGCGCGACAACCUGCUCGAUGACCUGCAGAAGCUCAAGCAGAGGCUGCAAGAGGAGAUCCAGCUGAAGGAGGAGGCUGAGAACAACCUGGCCGCUUUCAGAGCGGACGUGGACGCGGCCACGCUGGCACGCAUCGACCUGGAGAGACGCAUCGAGUCCCUGCAGGAGGAGAUCGCCUUCCUCAAGAAGGUGCACGAAGAGGAAAUCCGGGAGCUGCAGGCCCAGCUGCAGGAGCAGCACAUCCAGGUGGAGAUGGACAUCUCCAAGCCCGACCUGACGGCUGCCCUGCGAGACAUCCGCGCGCAGUACGAGAGCAUUGCCGCCAAGAACAUCGCCGAGGCUGAGGAGUGGUACAAGUCCAAGGUGUCCGACCUGACGCAGGCGGCCAACAAGAACAACGACGCGCUGCGGCAGGCGAAGCAGGAGAUGCUGGAGUACCGGCACCAGAUCCAGUCCUACACCUGCGAGAUCGAUGCCCUCAAGGGCACGAACGACUCGCUGAUGCGCCAGAUGCGGGAGAUGGAGGAGCGCUUCGCGGGGGAGGCCGGCGGGUACCAGGACACCAUCGCGCGGCUGGAGGAGGAGAUCCGGCACCUGAAGGACGAGAUGGCCCGGCACCUGCGCGAGUACCAGGACCUGCUCAACGUCAAGAUGGCCCUGGACGUGGAGAUCGCCACGUACCGCAAGCUGCUGGAGGGCGAGGAAAACCGGAUCAGCAUCCCCAUGCACCAGACCUUCGCCUCUGCGCUCAAUUUCCGAGAGACCAGCCCGGAGCAGCGCGGCUCUGAAGUGCACACCAAGAAGACCGUGAUGAUCAAAACCAUCGAAACCCGGGAUGGGGAGGUGGUGAGCGAGGCGACCCAGCAGCAGCACGAGGUGCUGUAG